Molecule: messenger RNA, 666 nt
Organism: Ambispora gerdemannii
Lineage: Eukaryota; Fungi; Glomeromycota; Glomeromycetes; Archaeosporales; Ambisporaceae
Source: the annotation of a GenBank genome assembly
AUGCCACCUUUAUCUACAUCAGCGACCUCAUUCAAUCAACAACAGCACGAUUAUUAUUAUCAUCCACAAGCUGGAAAUGCCCGGUUUCCAAAUCAAUUCAUGAACUAUAACUCCUCGUCGUCACCUACGAUAUUAUAUGAAUCGAUACCGCCACCUCCCGCGUACUCCUCAUCGUCACCCUAUUAUAGUUCAAAUACUAACAUUAGUCGUCAACAACACCCGAGAAGAGUCUCUAUCUCCACGUCUUCGGUAUCAAGGGGUUAUUAUAACAACGAAAAAACGCAUUCUGGGCGUCGAUUUUCUGCUUCAUGGGUCAAUGAAAAGAAUAGUAGUAAUAAUGUUAAUAUUAUUGGGACGAAAACUCCAACGCGAAGAACUUCUGUGUCAUCGAUGACCCCUUCGCGCAGAGGAUCACUAACAAGAGUCAGAGCGAAAGAUGAAUCAGAUGUAUCGUCAAUAAUGUCAGAUUCGAUGGUUGACACAAACAAAUUAUCGUCUCCGUCCGGCGCUAAAGAAUUGAUCACCGCCACAGAUAAAGCAGUUGCAGCCACAGAUAAAGCAGUUGCAGCCACAGAUCAGGCCAUCGCGGUGUAUCGAGCUCGACGUGAAAGCCUAAGGAAAUUUUUGGAGACUAGCUGGCUUGAAAUCGAUAGCUUGGAUUACUAA